Molecule: messenger RNA, 1989 nt
Organism: Puma concolor (puma)
Lineage: Eukaryota; Metazoa; Chordata; Mammalia; Carnivora; Felidae
Source: RefSeq, a predicted model, not a curated record
AUGAUCCCCGAGGAGAGGACGGACGACCCUGGCUCCGGCGAGGAGAGUGCGCGGCUGCAACCGGCCGGCAGCGUUCGCAAGGGCCGUGACCCCCUGGCACAGACACCGCGCGGCCGCCUGCAGAGCCGCAGGGCCCAGGUCCACCAGCAGAUCAAUAAGGAGCUGCGGAUGCGGACAGGCGCGGAGAACCUGUACAGAGCCACCAGCAACGCCUGGGUCAGGGAGACAGUGGCCCUGGAGCUGAGCUACGUCAACUCCAGCCUGCAGCUGCUGAAGGAGGAGCUGGAGGAGCUCAACGGCAGUGCGGAGGUGGACCGGCCGGAGGGCGAAGGUGUCAGUGUCCCUAUGAUCCCCCUGGGGCUGAAGGAGACCAAGGAGCUGGACUGGUCCACACCCUUGAGGGAGCUGAUCUCUGGGCACUUUGGAGAGGACAGUGCCUCCUAUGAGGCCGAAAUCAGGGAGCUGGAGGACCUGCGGCAGGCCAUUCGGACCCCCAGCCGAGGCGAGGCAGGCCUAGAGCUGCUCAUGGCCUACUACAACCAGCUCUGCUUCCUGGACGCACGCUUCAUCGCCCCCACCAGGAACCUGGGGCUGCUGUUCAGUAGAUAUGACUCACUCCGCGAGGUUCCGGCCCAACGCCUGGCAGCACUGAAGGGCAGCGUGCUUUUCAACAUCGGGGCCCUCUACACCUUCGGGAGGGCACCAUAGGGACAUCCUGCCCAGUGCAUGCAGGGGCCAGGUAACCUGUUCUCCUGUGACCAGCCCUCCACAGGGGCCUUCAGCCUCCUGAGGGAGAACUUUUCCCGAGCACCCAGCCCCGACAUGAGCCCGGCCUCGCUCUCCAUGCUGGAACGACUCAUGACCGCCCAGGCCCAAGAAUGCAUCUUUGAGGGCCUCUUGCUGCCGUCCACCGAAGCCCCCCAGGGUUGCCUGGCCCAGCUGCGCCUGGCUCAGGAGGCUGCCCAGGUGGCAGCUGAGUACAGGCUGGUGCACCAGACCAUGGCCCAGCCACCUGUCCGCGACUACGUGCCCUUCCCCUGGACCACCCUGGUGCGUGUCAAGGCUGAGUACUUCCGCGCCCUGGCCCACUACCACGCGGCUGCGGUGCUCUGCGACAGCCCCCCAGCGGCCGAGGUGGACUGCCCAGCACUCUCACAGGCCUUCCUUGGGCUCCCAGCCACACCUGGGCCCCCGGGCGCCGCACCCCAGGAGCAGGAGGGGCGCAGGAUGCUGGCUCUGUCCCGUGCAGGCAAGGCCCACCUGAAGCGUGCCAUCCUGGGCCAAGAGGAGGCCCUGCGGCUGCACGCCGUGUGCCGUGCCCUGCGGAGCGUGGACCUACUGCAGGCCGUGCUGGCCCAGGCCCUGCGGCGCUCACUGGCCAGGUACUCGGAGCUCGACCGAGAGGAUGACUUCUUGGAGGCCACGGAAGCUCCCGACAUCCCACCUAAAACACAGCAGAAGCCAGAGAUCAGGGCACCCAGCUUCUCCAGGGUGAAGGUGACCGAUAUCUUCCACCGGCUGGGGCCCCUGUCCGUGUUUUCAGCCAAGAACUGCUGGCGGCUGGUGGGGCCCGUCCACGUGACCCGGGGAGAGGCUGGCUUUGGCCUCACGUUGCGGGGAGAUGCGCCCGUCCUCAUCGCUGCUGUCAUCCCCGGGGGCCCGGCCGCGGCAGCUGGACUGCGGGAGGGUGACUACAUCGUGUCCUUGAAUGGGCGGCCGUGCAAGUGGUGGAAGCACGCGGAGGUGGUGGCGCAGCUGAAGGGCGUGGGCGACGAGGGAGCAAGCCUGCAGGUGGUCACGCUGCUGCCCAGGGCAGAGCCACCCAGCACGGGGGAGCACCGGCCGGCCCUGGGGGCGCUUCUGAGGGGCCAGAAGGAGUGUGGGCGGGGGCCGCCAGCUCCUGGGCGAGCCAGCCCCAGGCCCCUCCUUGGCUGGAGCCGCAAGGCCAAGAGGGGCAAGACCAGAGGGAGGCUGUCCCCACACCCCUGA